Molecule: messenger RNA, 2715 nt
Organism: Macrosiphum euphorbiae (potato aphid)
Lineage: Eukaryota; Metazoa; Arthropoda; Insecta; Hemiptera; Aphididae
Source: the annotation of a GenBank genome assembly
AUGGCGGGCGCAGACGACGAAACCUUCGAGUUCGAAAUUGGUGACAAAGUCCUUGCAUACUUCGAUGGAUUGCUUUACGAGGCAACAUGUACAGACCGGCGAUUUUCGAACACAGGAAUAAUACAGUACUAUGUUCAUUACACGGGCUUUAAGAAAAGAUGGGAUGAAUGGUCUGAUUAUGAUGAGGUGUUGGAAAUUAAUAAAAUUAAUUUGGCCCAUAAGAAAAAUUUAGAAUCUGUUCGGUUAGCUUAUAGAGCAAAUCUAGUAAAAAAAUCUCAAAAAGCAAGGAGAACAAAUGAUGCUUCUUCCGCACAACCAGAAAAAAGAAAACGAGGCAGGCCAAAAAAAAAUGUAGAACAAUCCGCUGAGCCAUCUUCUGCAAAAAAUGUAGAACAAUCCGCUGGGCCAUCUUCUGCAAAAAAUGUAGAAAAAUCCUCUGGGCUAUCUUCAGCAAAAAAAGUUGUACAAUCCGCUGGGCCAGCUUCAACAAAAUUUCCAGAACUAGCUACAGCAACAUUUAUAGAACCAGCUGCAGCAAAAUUUUUAGAAGCAGCUCCAGUAAAUUUUGUAAUGGCAGAUUCAACAAAAUUAAAGAACCUAAUUGUGCAAAUAGUCGAUAUACUAAAAUAUCCAGAAACAGCUCCUGCGCAAUUGGCAGAACCAGAUUCAGCACAAAUCGCAGAAUCAGGUUCAGCACAAUUCAUAGAAUCAGAUACAGCACAUUUUGCAGAACCAGCCGUUGAAAAAUCUGCUGAAUUAGCUGUUAUUACUUAUGAAAAACCCACUACAACACAAUUUGCAGGGCUAGCUCCUGCGCAAUUGGCAGAACUAGCCGUCGAAAAGUCAAGGAUACAAAAAUUUGCAGAAGCACAUUCAGCACGAAUCGCAGAACCCGAUACAGCAAAAUUUUCAGGACCAGCCGUUGAAAAUUCUGCGGAAGCAGCCAUACGGACAUUUGAAGAAUCUAAUACAACACAAUUUUCAGGGCUAGUUCCGGCACAAUUCGCUGAACUAGCCGUACAAGAAUCAGACCUUAAAAUAUUUGUAGAACCCGAUUCAACACAAUUUACAGAACCAGCUACAGAAAAAUUUGUUCCGGCACAAUUUGCAGAACCAGCCGUUGAAAAAUCUGCUAAAUCAGCCAUUCUUCAUUUUGAAGAGCCCACUACAACACUAUUUGCAAAACCAGCUACAGCACAACUUCCAGAAGCAGCCGUAGAAAAAUCCGCCGAAUCAGCUAUACAAAAUUUUGCGGUGCCAUCUACAUCACAAUUUGCAGGGCUAGUUUCGGCACAGUUUACAGAAUUAGAUAUAGAAGAAACAGACAUACUAAAAUUCGCAGAAAAAUAUUUUGCACCAUUCACAGACCCAGCUACAGCACAAUUUGCAGGACCAGCCGUAGAUAAAUCUGCUGAAACAGAAUUAUCAUUUUCAGAACCAACCACAACACGAUUUUCAGAGCCUACCUCGGCAAAACUAGCUGUAGAAAAAUCGGAGUUAAUAAAAUUUGCAGAACCUUAUUUUGAUCUAUUCGCAAAACCAGCUACAACAGAAUUUUCAGAACCAGAUGUAGAAAAAUCUGUUGAAUCACUUAUGCCAACAUUUGUGGAACCUGCCACAAUACAAUUCGCAGAACCUACCUUGGCACAAUUUGCAGAUCUAGAAGAAUCUGCCAUACAAACGUUUGCAGGGCCAUCUACAUCACAAUUCGCAGAACCUGCUGUAGAAAAUUCUGCCGUAUCAUCCAUACAUACAUUUUCGGAAACAGAUGUAAAAUCAAAACGAGUUAAAAAAUCUCAAGAACCAUGGACACCAGAAAAUUCUUCUUCCUCAACACCGGCAAAAAAAAAACGAGGCAAGCCAAAACAAAAUGUAGAACACAGCACACUGCAGAACACUGCAGGGCCAUCUACAUCACAACCUGCCAUAGAAAAUUCAGCCGUACAAACAUUUUUCGAAUCAGCUACAGUACAAUUUGCAGGGCCAGCCUUAGCACAAUUUGCAGGGCCAGCAUCAGCACAAUUCGCAGAACAGGCUAUAGCACAAUUUAUAGAACCAGCUGUAGGAGAAUCUAUCCAAACUGAAGUUGAAGCAGCUGUUCAGAUUGUUGAAAAUGACGUAAUAGAGAUUGUUCCACGUUCAGAGCAACUUGCCAUCGAGUUGUUUAGGGAAAUGGAACUACCACCAGUUUUAAAAAGAGUGUUGGAUUAUGACCGUUUGAUGCAUUUCAGAUUCCAAAAAGUUUUAAAGUUUGCAAAGGGAAACAGUUUCGCAGAAAUAAUCUAUACCUUCACUAAUUCAUCUUAUUUUAUAGAUGAUGACCAAAAAAAAAAUUCAACGAUGUUCUGUCUUACUUUAAUGAAAUAUUUUAAUAUUUGUGUUCACAAUCGUUUAACAUACCUGACCGAGAAAAGAUUCUACUCAACAAAAAAGGGCGCGGCAUAUUAUGAAACAAGAAUGAAUGUUCGACCAUCAAUCAACGAAAGGUUUAAACAUCAACUAAAUCCCAAAAACCUUUGGUGUUAUUUGUAUGGUCCAAUGUAUCUAUUAAGAUUUAUUGAUGCUUUACCAACAAUUUUGUUAUCAAAUUCGUGGUUUCCUGACUAUGAUUUAGAGACCUUUGUUCAUCAAAUUAAAGAAUUGUUGAGGUUUUUGGCUGAUAAUUUUACGACUUAUUUCUCUGAAUGUGAUUACAUGGACUUUGAAGCUGAAUGA